AUGGAAAAAGAAGAUAACGGAUCAAAACAGAGCUCCUCUGUUUCUAUAGAAUCAUCGAGAAGACGAAGAAGAUCAGUUGGGCCGGUGGAAGCUACGUUAAAUAGGUGGGUGAAGAAGGAAGAGGAAGAAGGGUUAGAGAUGGUUCAUAAGGUUCAAGCUAAAGGUUCGAAGAAAGGUUGUAUGAGAGGCAAAGGUGGUCCAGAGAAUCCGGUUUGUCGGUUUAGAGGCGUUCGACAAAGGGUUUGGGGUAAAUGGGUUGCUGAGAUACGUGAACCAGUGAACCGCCGUGGCGAACACUCAAGCCGUGGCAAACGGCUUUGGCUUGGAACGUUUGAUACUGCGUUCGAAGCCGCUUUGGCUUACGACAGAGCUGCUACUUCCAUGUAUGGACGUUUCGCCCGGGUCAAUUUCCCGGAAGAAGAUCUGGGAAACAGGCCGGGUGGAGAAAUGAAGAAGAACGAGGAGACCGAAAGUUCUAGGAGCUAUUGGUUGAGAGGAGAAGGUUCAAGGAACGUAUCUGAAACCGGAAACGGCGUGGUUGGAGCGGAAGCCGGGAAGGGUUAUUUAGCCUACGACGAGGAGGACGCCGAGUUUGGCCAAGACAAGACUGAGAAUCUUGAUCCCAUGACUGGUAACGAGAUAGUUGAAUCCAACCCAGCAGUGAAAUCGGAGGGAGAUUAUAGCUCGGAUCGAUUCGGAUCGGAUAACGGAUUGUUGUACAAUGAAUCUGGUUAUCAUGGAGUUGGAUUCAAUCCGUAUUUAGAGUAUUACAGAUUCUAG
Arabis nemorensis is the source of this 780-nucleotide messenger RNA. The record is from the annotation of a GenBank genome assembly. Lineage: Eukaryota; Viridiplantae; Streptophyta; Magnoliopsida; Brassicales; Brassicaceae.